Exophiala bonariae is the source of this 1287-nucleotide messenger RNA. RefSeq lists its product as uncharacterized. Lineage: Eukaryota; Fungi; Ascomycota; Eurotiomycetes; Chaetothyriales; Herpotrichiellaceae. Gene Ontology annotation, cellular component: fungal-type vacuole membrane; nucleus; Gtr1-Gtr2 GTPase complex. Gene Ontology annotation, molecular function: GTP binding; GTPase activity. The record is from RefSeq and is a predicted model, not a curated record. Bases 1 to 1287 code for a protein of 428 amino acids. Gene Ontology annotation, biological process: cellular response to starvation; negative regulation of autophagy. The transcript is spliced from 4 exons.
AUGGAGCCCGUAAACUCAGCAGACAGCCUAGAGGCUCGUCUUUCCGCGGCUGCUGUCAAUUCAAAACUGAACUCCAAGCCUACCUCUGCCACCAAUCUCAAUCGCUUUUUGAAAUUUGUGAAACCAUCACGGACUGACGUCAACCAGGAAUUGUCAAUCGAAGAUCCUGGAGAAACAUCAACCAGUUGUCAACCUGACUCCGCCUUUUCGGCAAAGAUGGAUCGAAAGUUGCGCCAGAACAAGCCUCGCUUGUUACUGAUGGGCCAGCGACGGAGCGGCAAGUCCUCCAUCACCAGUGUGGUCUUCCACAAAAUGCCUCCACAGGAGACCUUAUUCCUCGAGUCUACGACUCGCAUUCAGAAAGACUCUAUGCACUCAUUCAUGGAUUUCCAGGUCUGGGAUUUCCCUGGUCAGCUCGAUUACUUCGACCCGACAUUCGACACCACCGAAAUCUUCUCGGAGAUCGGAGCCCUGGUCUGGGUGAUUGAUGCUCAAGACGACUACUCAGACUCCUUGAACCGCUUGACGACGACAAUCCUCAAUCUGCAGACCACCUUCCCUCACAUCAAUGUCGAGGUCUUUGUUCACAAAAUCGAUAGUCUCAAUGAAGAGUUCAAAGCCGACAUUUUCCAGGAUAUUGUCCAGCGAGUUGGCGACGAACUCAGUGAUCAAGGCUACAUCAAUCCCAAUGUCAGCUACCACCUUACCUCUAUCUACGACCAUUCUAUCUUUGAGGCAUUCAGCAAAGUCAUUCAGAAGUUAAUCCCUCAACUCGAUACCCUGGAGAACCUUCUCGACAUGAUAGUGACCAGCUGCGGCAUGUCCAAAGCAUAUCUCUUCGAUAUUCUCAGCAAGAUCUAUGUCGCCAGUGACACUAGACCUGUUGACAUGGAGGUGUAUGAAAUGUGCUCUGACUAUAUCGACGUGAUCGUUGAUAUCACAGAUCUGUACACUUACGAGCGUAGUCAGAAGGUUAUCCUGGGCGAACAAAUGGAAGAGGCUGAAUCGUCAAUGACAAUCCAAGACGGUACCAUGAUCUACCUGAAGGAGAUGAACCGCUAUCUUUGCCUGGUGGCCUACAUCAAAAAUGCAGAUGCCAAAGAUAAGAAAGGAUUGAUUGAUUACAAUGUUCACGUCUUCCAAGAUGCAAUCAACAAGGUCUUUACCCGUGCUUGGGAAAAGGACAAGGCAACCGACGAUGGUGACGGCGACUCUGAUCAGAAGUCUGGCAAGUCUCCCGCACAAAGCCAACUGGAAUCUCAGCUGGGCAAAUUGUCAGUGACCUGA